Hirsutella rhossiliensis is the source of this 1632-nucleotide messenger RNA. RefSeq names its product f-box-like domain-containing protein. The transcript is spliced from 2 exons. The record is from RefSeq and is a predicted model, not a curated record. Gene Ontology annotation, molecular function: protein binding. Gene Ontology annotation, biological process: SCF-dependent proteasomal ubiquitin-dependent protein catabolic process. Lineage: Eukaryota; Fungi; Ascomycota; Sordariomycetes; Hypocreales; Ophiocordycipitaceae. Gene Ontology annotation, cellular component: SCF ubiquitin ligase complex. The coding region runs from base 1 to 1632 and encodes 543 amino acids.
AUGUCCACCCAAGCGCCUCGACUCGACUCGGAGCUCGAUUCCUUCCGCGAGCAAUGGCUCUCCGACUUGCGCACCCGCAGACACUCCUCUUCCUCCCACCAAGCCCGGCCCGCCUACGCCGCCGCCGCCUCAUCCCCAGCGCCGCCCCUUGCGCCGAGGAACCAACAGCCCGCGCCACCGCUCUCCCCGUCCUCCGGCAGCAGACGGCUCGCGCCCGACCCCGACGUCGAAGACGACUACCUGCGCGCGCGCGCCUUCGACGAGCCGCCCGCCCCGGCAGAGUACACCCUCGAUGGGUCGCUACGCCCACGGCCCGGGAGGACGCUCGUCUCGGCGCUCGACCACUACGAAGAGGCCAUGGAGAAGGAGGCGCAGGGCAACAUGGGCGAGAGCUUGAAGCUCUAUCGCCAGGCAUACCGUCUCGACCAUCGCGUCGACAGGCGAUACCGCGAGAAGCACUUCCCCCCGUCCUCGGGUGCCCCGUCAUCCGCAGCACUACUCAAGCUGCCGUCAUCGACCAACCCGUCACCGCCAAGCCAGGAAAACACAACGACAACCAAGGGCGCUGCUGCUACCACAGAUGACCCGACCCCCCAGUUCCAAUCCACCGCCGACCUCAUCGACUCCUUCUCCCACCUCGCUAUCGUCCCCCCCCCGCCCGAUGUCGAAAACACUCCCUCGCCGCCAUGUCCCAUCGCCUCCCUCCCCUCGGAGCUGCUCGCCCACAUCCUCUCGGACCUCGCCGCCGCCGACCCGGGCGCCUUUGCCGCCGCCGCCCUCGUCUGCAAGCGCCUUGCCUACCUCGUCGCCACCGAGCAGCGCAUCUGGCGCCGCGUCGCCCUCUCUCCGGACCACGGUUUCCCCGCCAUGCACUACCGCUUCAACCGCACCGUCGAGUGGGCCGAGCUCGUCGACGACGCCGGCUUCGUCGACUCGUCGGAAUCGCGCAGGGCAGCCGAGAGCGCGCGGGCGGCGGCGACGGCGCUCGUGCCGGGCGUCUGGCCCUCGUGGCGCGACAUGUUCCGCUCGCGCCCGCGCAUCCGCUUCAACGGCUGCUACAUCAGCACCGUCAACUACGUCCGCUCCGGCCAAAUGUCCACCAACCAGGCCACUUGGGGCGGCAGCCCCGUCCACAUCGUCACCUACUACCGCUACCUGCGCUUCUUCCGCGACGGCACCGCCAUCAGCCUGCUCACCACCUCGGAGCCCGCCGACGUCGUCCACCACCUCACCCGCGACCUGCUCCGCCUCCACCGCGACCGCCCCCACCAUCACAACAACCACAGCCAUCAGCAUCAGCACCAACAUCUCCCCUCGGCGCCCAUGCGCCUCGCCCACCGCGGCCGCUGGCGCUUAGGCUCCCCGCCGGACGACAUCAACAGCAGCAACGACGGCGGAAAGAACGACGGCGAGGCUGCCCUCUGCAUCGAGACGGAGGGCGUCGGCCCCCAGUACAUGUACCGCAUGGACAUGGCCCUGCGCAGCGCCGGCCGCGCCGCGCGCAACAACAAGCUCGUCUGGAGGGCCUUUCACAGCUACAACAAGCUGACCGACGACUGGGCCGAGUUUGGGCCCAAGAACGAGAAGCCCUUUUUCUUUAGCCGCGUGAGGAGCUACGGUAUGGGCGAGUAG